Porites evermanni is the source of this 7695-nucleotide messenger RNA. Lineage: Eukaryota; Metazoa; Cnidaria; Anthozoa; Scleractinia; Poritidae. The record is from the annotation of a GenBank genome assembly.
AUGUUUUCCCAACCUCAGUUUGUUGUCAUUGCUUUUACUUUUCGCUUUUUACUUGUCUGCUUGGCGCAAAACGAGGGAGAAUUGAAUUACUUGAUGAUCAAAAUUUUGGAACUGAAGCAAAGUAGCUCCGACGAAAACGGUUCGUCUUGCCUUCCGUCGAACACAUCGAGAAAUGGUACCAUUCGUCCUACUAGCAUUACGACAAACCCGACAGAUAAGACGUCAUCCUAUUACAUUGGGUUAACCAACAACACUCAAGAUCGUACCACGAUGGUGCCAACAUCCCUUGGUGAAAACGUAUCGACCUUUUCCACGGAAGCGUCGGUUCGAGAAACACCUAAUUGCAACCCACCGCUUUGCUCCCGAGUAAUCAACAUAACAUGGCUGUCAUUUGCUCCUUUUAUUUCUCAGCCUAAGAACAGCACGAGACAAACUGAAAAGUUAGACGGUGUAUUCUACAGUAUAAUAGGGCGCGCUGUUCAGUUUUGUUGCAAACAUUUCGACAACAGGGGGACACGCUUUGAAUAUACCCACAAAGCGGAAAACAUAGAUACGUUACAUGCUAAUAUCUUUUAUGAUAAAGCUUCUAUAGGAAUGCCAGUAUACAUUGAAAAUGAGUUUUUUGACCAGCAAUAUGGAGGUACAUUGGCAUUUAUCAAAGUCCUUGAAUCUCCCGGGUUGGUUGUUAUUGGAAACAAGGAUGAUGUCAAACAGAAUCAUUUGAAGGUUCUAUGGAAAACCAUUUACAAACAGUGGCCGAUUGUGCUCAUCUCAGUGUUGUUAUGCGCAAUCUCUGGUAUUUGUGUCUGGGCGCUGGUAAGUAUCAUUGCGCUUUUUGGGGAAAAUCCAAAUCUGGUUGGAAUAAAUACAUGGUGUUUCCUAUUUGCAUUGGCAAACCGUUCGGUUCACAGUUUGGGUAAAUGGUGAGCAAAAUUUAAGACUAGUAAAUUUCGUCCGGGAAUCACGUUUACCUUUCAGAGUACAAAUCAGUUCCUUUUACCGGAAAAUGACCGCGAAGGCCUGAACAUGGUAUCAAAGGUGGUUUGAAGAAACGGAACGCGAACUCCCACCGGGAAAAACGGUUCUACCUUUUCAGACGUUAAUAUGUUGCUCUCGGAAAAUUUCCACCUAAACGACCCGAGAAAUCGUGUUCCAUUUACUUUCCAACCGCUUUUACGGAAACUUCUUGUAAAUGAUAAACAACCACAUUUACUUAUUAUAUCUUCAUUUUCAGCCCUAUUUACAACGAGUCGGUAGGGAAUGAAGUACUCAAAACUGAAUUGAUAAGGUGGCAAGAUUGACCACCUGAAAAGAUACGUAAUAUAAUAUUUGGCUCCUGGGGGCACUUCCUUAUUUGGCUUAAACGUAUAUACAAUGCUGCGGGAUGUGAUCCUUGCUGCUGCGCGGCCGACAUUGUAGUGUGACCGGUUUUUAGAACCAAAAAACCUAACUGACUCCAAAUUUAAAGUGACAAACGUUCUUGGACAAAGUCGUAUAUUUAGGCCACGAAAAAGGGUCUCUUUUCUUAAAUUAAACAGGGUAGCAAAAUGAAGGGUUAUGGCAUGGUUUGAUGGCCUCAGUGGUAAACCCUUACACAAACUACCCUUCAGUGGUUUCCCGUCCCGGGUUUGUAGACCUCUGGCUCUGACGAAGCCACUGUUUGAAUACCUGUGGCCCGUUUAACGUAUCAAGGUACAUGAUGUAAACAUAUUGUGGUGUAAACGUACAAGCGAACCGGCGUGUUUACAACCGACCAGGCAUAUCCAGUUGAGUUUGACAAGUGCAAAGGCUAAAUAGACAUAUCCUUUAAUUUUUGUUUUAUUUAACAGGAGACAACAUGGAAUACAGAUGAAUUCCCUCGUCGUUUUCAUCGUGGGGCAUUUGAAGGUUUCUGGUGGGCCUUCGUUACCAUGUCAACCGUUGGGUAAGUGAAUCAAAAUUCAACUGCACCAUCACUAAUAAAAGCAAAUUUAGGCAAUGCACUUCCACACGAAUCCGGAUACACUAAAACCGCAUUAUUGUUAUUUGCGCUGAACACCAAUAUUUGUUGUGGUGUAUCCGGUUUGGAUUCACCCAUCCGUAGGAAUACACUACUGCGACUUACAUUAUUUUGCUAAUUACUAGCUACUAGGCAUGCGCAAAAACCGAACUCGCGAUGUGAUUUCGCGGCAUUUUUGAGUUUAUGUAGUACUUGACUUCAAAAAUAUCCGGUCGGCAGUCGUCUACACGAAAUCACCAAACGCUUCGGAUAAGAAAAAAAUCCACUCUGGAAAACGGUUUCAAACACAUGCGGUUUCCAUGUGCGGACAGCUGAUUCGUUAAAGAAGUACGCGGUUUUAAAAGUAUCAGCAUAUAAAGUGCUUUACGCAUAAAAGUGACUAGAAAGAAUAAGAAGUCUUCAAUGUCAGCCUAACGCUUAGUGCUUGGAGGUUUCUUGUGCAAAAAUGUUACUCCUUUGCAUUCUUUGCAUGCUACGUGCCUGCCAGUUAACUAAACGAAGUUCGUAUAUAAUUCAUGUGCCCUAAUUUGCAUACAGCAAUUUCUAUAUGGUGGUUGGAUGACAACCAGUCAAUUAACUUGCAACAGGGAUCAAUUUAAUAAAACUUUUACACGUGUAAUUUACAAGUGUAACUUACCGCAUUUUUUACCAAAUCUUCCUUUUUGAACCGUUUUUCGGCCAGUUAGCAUGGGAAUAGCUAAAAAUAAAAGAGAGAUUUGAAACAAGAAGACAUAAUUUUCUGCUUAUUGGAUGUAAGCAGCUUUUUUGUUUUUCGCACAUCCGCAUAAGCCAAAAUUUGGCGAAUCUAUUUCGAUCUCUUUUCUCUUUUCUUCUUUUCCUCUUUGCCUUUAUUUUUAUGGCCAUUUUUGUUUCCCACUUUAUCGUCUUUCUUAAUUUCGCAUGAAAGUUUGGCUGGCUUACUUUCCAAUAAAGGGACAAAUUUAAUCUGCAAAGAAUUUUGGUUAAAUAGCAAAAUUGGCAGUGGAUUUUUUUCCCAAAUGUUGUUUUGUUCUGUAACUCUGUCAGGAUUGGCCAAAAUGUUGUAAAUGAGGUACCAGUAGAAAGUUCUAUCCUCGCUAAUUGUGCUCAUUACCAUUUUAUUCACAGCUUAAAUAGAAAGCUAGUUAAUAGAUACAGGAAGGAUAAUAUGCAUGGGUUCAUAUGGAACAAAAACGACCAAACCGGACGUUAAAGAGCCGUCAGUUGAGAAUGAAAAAAAUGUAGUAACGAGAAGCGAUUUCUUGCUCAACUUGAGUGUGGUAUUUUUGAAAAACAACUAGCAUUUACUUUUGCUCAAUUUAAGGUGAGGUUUUCAUGGGCUUAGCGCAUUAAUAGUCAUGUUGGGAUGAAAAUGGAUAAUGAUGACGAACUUUAAUCAUUGAUGUUUCCAGUUGGUUUUUAUUUUUUAUAGUUUUUAUUCGACGUUAUUUCGUUCGGUAUCUUCAUAAGAACCCAUGUAGUUUAUCUUACAGUGUAUUUGUCAAGCAUUCUCUGAAAGAAAGGUGCCUUUAAAGGGUUUUCACACACAUCUUCACACCGUGCUCUCGUUUUCCCCAUUACGUCCCUCCUAUCGGCCCUUCGGCGUCCCACUACUACAACGGUACAGACUUUAUCAGAGAGUGGCAUUGAGAACUGUUGAAAAAUAAGCUCUUCUUGUUUUAAGGUACGGAGAUAAAGCUCCUAAGUCAGUUAUUGCUCGAUUAUUCUCUAUCGUGUGGAUCAUGGUUGGACUUACAGUGUGUUCAGUUUUGACAGCUACUCUUACCACAGCACUCGCCACAGCAGCUGUCAAAGAUGUAGACCUGGUGGGAAAGAAGGUAUAAUAUUGCUUAUCAAAAAUUACUCGGAUGUUUCCUUUUGCUAUUUUCAUUGAUUAAAAUUAUCGUUUGCGCAUUUAUGAGCUUAAUAGUCUGUGAAAUGGGCAUUAAAGGUUUGUAGACUCUGUGGGAUGGAGGCUACCUAUAAGAAUAGCAAAGUAGUUUGUAGAACUUUAAAGAACAUAUCGAUGUAAAACUGUUGAUUUAAAGAUUGACGUCAAUCGUAAAUUAUUCUACUACUGAUAAAGGGAUGCAUUGAACUUACGCAGAAAAGCGGCGGAAAUUAAACAUGUAAGCAAGUUUUGACCUUGGAAAUAUUUAGAAUGAAUAAUAGAAAGAAUAAUAAAAUAUUUAUUUGGCUUAGCUUGUUUCUUCAAACCAUAUUCAGCCUUUUCAAAUAAUUGCCGUUAAAUCCUCCGGCUAAUUCUUUUUAUAAUAUAACCAGUUAGGGCUGACCAAAUAUGGAAGUCGUUUGCUACAUCCGAUAAAAUGACAUCAAUACUAUCCGAUAAACAGCAGAAAAAGGGACGGCAACCGGGAGGCCCUGGAGACGAGAUUGCAUUGUCUUGGUAGAACAGUAGAAAAUGGCGGAAACCUAAAACAAUUAUUGGAUUCCGCUCAAGGGUGAUCUGAAGAAAUGUGAUGCAGAUCUCGGAGGAUGUUAUCCGCUUUGAAUGAUAACCCUCUCCUAAAAAUUAUCUGCUAUAUUCCUUCAGAUCACAGUACUCGGCCUCAUCCAAUAAUUACUAAGUGAUAUGUUACGUGCUCUCGAUUGUCCAUACUGCAGAUAGCUGUGUUGAAGGGAAAUCCAGCAUUCCAAGAAGUUAUCAAACAGGGAGCAAGCCCAACACGUAAGAUUAAUAUGACUAACUGGUCGUAUACACGUGUUUAAUUAUUAACGAGAGUUCAUUUAUUCCGUUCCCGCUUACGGGAUCAGCACUGAAGGGAAAAGAAUCCCGUGUCUUGCUCUAUUUACUAGCUUUUUCACCAUUAAUUUUAUACUUGGGUAGCACAUCACAGCUUUCUUUAGUCUAAACACCGGUUUGAACUUGAAUUUGGAAAUCAUGGUUUUUGCAAAUGUUAUGUCGCAUAUUUUUUAAAUUAAGAAAGGUACUCCAUUUAAAUGAUUCGCUGGAUUCUCUUGAACAGAACGUAACUCAGCCUAAAAGAUCCAGUUCAUAGCUGCAACCGGUUCCUGUGGGUCACGUGCUGGCAAGCUAGUUCAUUCUGAUGUAACGUGCGACUAGUUCCCUUGAUGUUUUGUGGCUAUUCCCUCAAAUCCAACAAAAAAUUUAUGCUUGAGGUUCCAAGCGGCAAGAGCUCCCAAGUAUUGUAACUGCACAUUUAAUCAUGUGCCGUGGGAAGUUGCGCUAUAUAUAAGAUUUAAUUAAUUGUAAAUUGUAGUUGUUGCGCGUUGGGAAUCAUAAAAUUCCUCUCUCUUUACGAGAUUCUUUCUCUUCAUGCUCCGUUUAUUUUCUCAGUUUUUGACAACUUUGAAGACAUGCAAAAAGCUCUCCUAAAUAAGACUGUGACAGGUAUAAUGGAUGAGAUGUACCACGGACUUUACUGGAUGCAACAAGUUAGAGAUUCAAGACUGAAUUUGGUUAAGAUUAUUGAGAGAACACGUUCUUAUGGCUUCGCAUUCAAGAAAGACACUAUCUUUCAAUGGCCGGCCGAGGACUGCAUUCGAAACCUUAUUUUGCAUCGCAGAGAGGAUGUUUACUCUGUUAUGAAACAGUUCAAGGAUGAAAUGAAGGUAAUUAGGUUUAAUCAAUGGAAGUAAUUCACUGAGCUUCUUACGCUAACUUUUUAAUCAACUAACUAUUGCUCAUUAACACAAAAGCAAUAUCCAAUAAAACAACGGGAUAACUACGACAUAUUAUGGGUUGGGGCGUGGCCGAGUGAUCAGCGCGUCGGAUCUGCAAUCCGGCGGUUUCGGGUUCGAGUUCCCCUACGGUCACUGGCUGAAUUUGUUCAGUCACGGCUGUUGCGAACUCAAAUCCUCUACCACGCUUGUUAAUACCUCCUACUAGUUUGGUUUUAACCCUGUUAUGUUCUAUUUGGAAUAUUUGUUUCAAUUAGACGGUCAGUUGGUUAACUCUUUCAAAACAAGAAAACAAUUUUACUCAUGCCAAAUGUACAAUUCCAGAAUUGACAAGUUUACUGAUAUCUCAUUAUAUUGUUUUUUUAUGAGGACAUCUGCGGUCGCUAUUGCGUCCAAAAAAGUAACAACGAUCACUUCACCCAUACGUUUCUAUUAUCGCUUUAAGAUAAAAAGUUUUGUUGUCUAGGAUAAAAUAAACGUGACUGCGAUUUCUUGUAUUGGCAGAUUUAUCACUUGUUUGUCCCCUGAGAAACCACGUGACAUCGCUUCUAUCCUAUCAGUCCUUUACCAAAUGCAAGGAUGGCGGGUAUCGUGAAUAAGGUCUAAGUGGUGCACUUGUAAACUUAAGCUGAAAAGCUAAGUGUAGUUCCACUGCACAAGUCCUUAACUUUGCCUUACGUUUUACGCCCUUCCUUCAUAGCCUUGGACGUCAACAACUGCACGUCAAUACUUCCAAAAUCUCACUUUCAAAACGAGUCUAAUUGCAAAACCAUUUAAUUUAUUUCAAUGCGGAUAAAAAAUCAUUUUCAUAUCACUGGAUAUGCACUUGUCCUCGCUAAUAAAACAGGCCAAGGGCAACUCGGAAAUGGUCCUAUUGCUUGCUUUCUUUAACAAAAAGUAAGUUCUUUGCUCAUAUUAUUAAAAUUCUAUUUUAAGGACGAACUCUCCACCGCAAUGGAUGAAGACGGGUUUUCUCUACUGGAGAGGAAUUAUCCUACUUUUUUCGCCCUUGUUACUUCAUUAACAAUCUUUUUGGGAGCACUGAUCGCAGCAAUCUGCCUCUGUCAACUGCUUUUGUAUCUAUACCAGAGAUUUGUAAAGAAGAAAAAAAGUGAAGGAAUAAAAGGUGGCUAAUAGUUUAUCAUGUCUCUCCUUUACUAAUGCUUCUUCGAUUUUUUUUUCUACUUUUAAUUUAGAGCAAAACUCGACUGAGUUCAGUCUAGGCCUCCCCUAACCCCACUCAUGUACCUUCCAAGAUAUUGAUGCUCAAAAAAACUCGAUUUGCUGCGAGGUCUUCAGAAAAACUUACUCAAGAAACGACAGAAUUGGAAUCGGAAUCGCAAGCGAAGUCGUAAGAGCGCUCAUGACCUUGUGAAAAUCAAAAAUUGGAGUCGUAAGCAGACUCAGUCACAAGCGGGACGGAAUCGGAGUAGAAAGAAUCAGUACGUUUUCAUUUUCUUCCGAUUCCGCUUGCAACUCCGUCCUUUACUAUCUAGUGAAAACCAGAUUGUCGGAGUCGGAGGCAGAAGCGGAAGAAUAAACCAAUCACAACGCUAAUUCCAACCCUUUGUGAUUAGCUUAGUUCUUCCGCUUCUGUUUGCAACUCCGACAGCCUAAUUUUCACUCGAUCGUAAACGACGGAGUCGUAGCAUUUGGACGCUGUUUUCACUAGAUCUUUAACCCCAACGCUUCUGAUUUCGACUCCGACACCGACUCCGUCGCUAGUGAAGACCUGCCUUAAAUGCUCUUUCAGUUAUCAAACAAAAAUGUAGUUUAGCUGAGCUCAUGACUAGAUACGUGUCCUUAUAUGUUAUACCUAAAGGCAUAAAAUAAAAAUUUGUGACGUAGAACGGACAAGCAGGACUAAACCGCUAACAAUAUGUAUGAAUUUUGAUUUAUUCACAGAUAUUGUCAAGCCUUCGUCCAGCCGCUGCAACGCUCCACCAAAGAUGUGUUGCUGGAUAUUUCAUAAGGAGAAGAGGAUACAGAGCCAUGGAAACUUCGAAUCACAUAACGACACUCGAGUUCAAGAUCCUUUGCCCUCCAUCAUUUGA